AGGGGAUAGCGCGGGAGCGCGCCCGCCGCGGCUCUUCUUGCCAGGCUGCCGAGCGGGCAGCACCAGCAGCAGAAGGAGAGGAGGAGGAAGAGCAAGAGAAAGAGCGUGGGUACCCUCUUGACCCUCUUCUCCCCGGGCGGAGGGGCCGCACCUUCCCGCAAAGCAGUGACAUAAAGACCUGUCAUACAGGGGAUAAGAAAGAAGGAAAAGUAAAAGGAUAGACCAUCUUGCUCAGAAGUUAUUUGUACAAAGGAUCAAUAUUUCAAGAUGCGCGAAGCGGAAGGGUCUGACUGACAAGCUGCCUUGAUACACUGUUAUUCUAACUAUGACUGGAUUGACUGAAAAUAGCCUCAAAGAGUUUCUUGUCUAUAUUUACAUAACUAUUGCAAGCUACCUAGUCUGGUGAAGUUGAACUUCAUUCUUCAAGUGUGAUUUACUCAGUACAACCUAAAAUCAUGAUGAAAAAGAAGAGCAUACCUGCAAGUAAACCUUUCUUGAUCCUCUUUCUGUGCCAAAUUAUUUCUGCAUUGGACGUACCUCUUGACUCAAAACUUCUAGAAGAAUUGUCGCAACCUCCUACGAUAACUCAUCAAUCUCCAAAAGAUUACAUUGUUGACCCUCGAGAGAAUAUUGUAAUACAGUGUGAAGCCAAAGGAAAGCCACCUCCUAGCUUCUCCUGGACACGAAAUGGAACUCAUUUUGAUAUAGAUAAAGAUGCACAGGUAACAAUGAAACCAAAUUCAGGGACCCUUGUCAUAAAUAUUAUGAAUGGUGGGAAGGCAGAAGCAUAUGAAGGAGUAUACCAGUGUACAGCAAGGAAUGAACGAGGAGCAGCCAUUUCCAACAAUAUUGUUAUAAGGCCUUCUAGAUCGCCUUUGUGGACCAAAGAAAAACUAGAACCAAAUCAGGUUCGCGAAGGUGAUUCACUAGUACUGCACUGCAGACCUCCUGUUGGCUUACCACCACCUAUAAUAUUUUGGAUGGAUAAUGCUUUCCAAAGGCUGCCUCAAAGUGAAAGAGUUUCCCAAGGUCUAAAUGGAGAUCUUUAUUUUUCUAAUGUACAACCAGAAGACACCCGGGAGGACUAUAUCUGCUAUGCAAGAUUUAAUCAUACACAAACUAUACAGCAGAAACAACCCAUUUCUGUAAAAGUCUUUUCAAUGGAUUCAUUGAAUGACACUAUAGCUGCUAAUUUGAGUGACACUGAUAUUUAUGGUGCAAAGCCAGCUACAGAGAGGCAGCCAGUUCUUCUAACACCAACAGGUAGCACGAGUACUAAAGUGGAACUCAGAGGAAAUGUGCUUUUGUUGGAGUGCAUUGCAGCAGGAUUACCCACACCGGUAAUCCGCUGGAUUAAAGAGGGUGGGGAACUGCCAGCCAACAGAACAUUUUUUGAAAACUUUAAGAAAACUCUCAAGAUUAUAGAUGUUUCUGAAGCUGACUCUGGGAACUACAAAUGUAUAGCAAGAAAUACACUGGGUUCAGUUCAUCAUGUCAUUUCAGUAACCGUGAAAGCUGCCCCAUACUGGAUAACAGCACCCAGAAACCUGGUCUUGUCUCCUGGAGAAGAUGGAACAUUGAUCUGCAGAGCUAAUGGCAACCCAAAGCCCAGUAUAAGCUGGUUAGCAAAUGGCGUUCCCAUAGCAAUUGCCCCAGAAGAUCCUAGCAGAAAGGUAGAUGGUGACACCAUUAUUUUCUCCCAUGUGCAAGAAAGAUCAAGUGCCGUCUAUCAGUGCAAUGCUUCUAAUGAAUAUGGAUACUUGCUAGCAAAUGCAUUUGUGAAUGUUCUGGCUGAACCACCGAGAAUCCUAACUCCUGCUAAUAAGCUAUAUCAAGUCAUCGCAGAUAGUCCUGCAUUGCUAGACUGUGCUUAUUUUGGGUCACCUAAGCCUGAAAUUGAAUGGUUUAAGGGAGUGAAAGGUAGCAUCUUGCGUGGAAAUGAAUACGUUUUCCAUGAUAACGGAACCUUGGAAAUUCCGGUGGCUCAGAAAGAUAGUACUGGUACAUACACAUGUGUAGCAAGGAAUGAAUUAGGAAAGAUACAAAAUGAGGUGCACUUGGAAAUUAAAGAUCCAACAAUGAUAAUUAAACAGCCAGAAUACAAAGUGGUUCAGAGAUAUGGCCAAGUUUCAUUUGAGUGUAUAAUAAAACAUGAUUCUACCUUACUACCAACAGUUAUGUGGUUGAAGGACAAUGAUGAACUUCCAGAUGAUGAAAGGUUUCUAGUUGGUAAAGACAACUUGACCAUUAUGAAUGUAACUGAUAAAGAUGAUGGAACAUACACUUGCAUAGUUAAUACUACUCUGGACAGUGUUUCAGCAAGUGCUGUGCUUACUGUUGUUGCUGCUCCCCCAACUCCAGCUAUCAUUUACGCUCGGCCAAAUCCACCCUUUGACUUGGAAUUGACAGGUCAGCUAGAAAGAAGCAUUGAACUUUCAUGGAUACCAGGAGAUGAAAACAACAGUCCCAUUACACACUUUGUAAUUGAAUAUGAAGAUGGGCUGCAUGAACCAGGAGUAUGGCAUUACCAGACGGAAGUUCCUGGAACUCAGACAACAGUACAGUUGAAGUUGUCUCCGUACGUCAACUACUCAUUCCGUGUGAUAGCUGUCAAUAAGAUUGGUAGAAGUCAGCCCAGUGAACCAUCUGAGCAGUACCUCACAAAAUCUGCAAGCCCUGAUGAAAAUCCUGCUAAUGUGCAAGGGAUAGGCUCAGAACCCGAUAAUUUGGUAAUAACAUGGGAGUCUUUAAAAGGUUUUCAGUCUAAUGGACCAGGACUUCAGUACAAAGUCAGUUGGCGCCAGAAGGAUGUUGAUGAUGAAUGGACAUCAGUUAUAGUUGCAAAUGUAUCUAAAUAUAUUGUGUCUGGUACACCAACUUUUGUUCCCUAUGAAAUAAAAGUACAAGCUUUAAAUGACCUGGGAUAUGCACCGGAGCCAUCAGAGGUGAUUGGACAUUCAGGGGAAGACUUGCCAAUGGUUGCUCCAGGCAAUGUGCAGGUUCAUGUUAUUAACAGCACAUUAGCAAAGGUGCAUUGGGACCCAGUUCCACUAAAAUCUGUCCGAGGACACCUCCAAGGGUAUAAAGUUUACUACUGGAAAGUGCAGAGUCUAUCCAGAAGGAGUAGGCGGCAUGUAGAAAAAAAGAUCUUGACUUUCAGGGGAAACAAGACUUUUGGAAUGUUACCAGGGCUGGAGCCCUAUAGUUCUUACAAGCUGAAUGUUAGAGUUGUUAAUGGUAAAGGAGAAGGACCAGCAAGCCCAGACAAAGUAUUUAAGACCCCUGAAGGAGUUCCUAGCUCACCCUCCUAUUUGAAGAUUACAAACCCAACAUUGGACUCUCUGACUCUGGAGUGGGGUUCACCUACCCAUCCAAAUGGUGUUUUGACAUCAUAUAUACUGAAGUUUCAGCCAAUCAACAACACACAUGAAUUGGGUCCCUUGGUAGAGAUAAGAAUUCCUGCCAACGAGAGCAGCUUGAUAUUAAAAAAUUUAAAUUACAGCACACGGUACAAGUUUUACUUUAACGCACAAACUUCAGUUGGAUCAGGAAGUCAGAUAACUGAGGAAGCAGUAACAAUUAUGGAUGAAGGUAAGAUGGCUGGUAUUCUCCGUCCUGCUGUAGGUGCAGGCAAAGGAUACUCAGAAAUCCUUUUUGCAACCUCCCCAGUCAUGCACACUGUCCGUCCAACAUUCUAUAAGGUUCAACCACUUUAUCCAAGGAUCAGAAAUGUUACAACAGCUGCCGCUGAGACCUAUGCCAAUAUCAGUUGGGAGUAUGAGGGACCAGAUCAUGCGAACUUUUAUGUUGAAUAUGGUGUAGCAGGCAGCAAAGAAGAUUGGAAAAAGGAAAUUGUAAAUGGUUCUCGAAGCUUCUUUGUCUUAAAGGGUUUAACACCAGGAACAGCAUAUAAAGUCCGGGUUGGUGCUGAGGGCCUGUCUGGUUUUAGGAGUUCAGAGGAUGUGUUUGAGACAGGUCCAGCAAUGGCGAGCCGGCAGGUAGAUAUCGCUACUCAAGGAUGGUUCAUUGGUCUUAUGUGUGCUGUUGCUCUUCUGAUCUUGAUUUUACUGAUUGUUUGCUUCAUAAGGAGGAAUAAGGGUGGCAAAUAUCCAGUGAAGGAAAAGGAGGAUGCACAUGCUGAUCCAGAAAUACAACCUAUGAAAGAAGAUGAUGGAACAUUUGGUGAAUACAGGUCCAUGUCUGCUUGGACAGGAAAGCAACUGGACAAGGAAAAGAAAAGAAAAGGUAGCUGUGCCAAUUCUUCUGAAGCAGACCCUGUCUGUACCAAAGCAAAGUCUGUGAGAUCUGACAGAUCCAACUUCUUCAGAAGGUCAGGGGAUCAAUACUCCAGCACCAGAUCAGAGACCUCCUACACCAGGAGGAGGGCUAGGCAGUCUUCAGAGCUGACAAGGGUUAGUUGUGUCUCUGCUUCUCUCUGCCGAGAGGAAAAGAGGUCAGACGAAUGGAAGUACAGGCAUGGCUCUAGACAUCAUGCUUCUGAGCAAGUGAUAAUGGGGUCGGAGAAGGGCUCAGAUUCUCAGGCAGGACAGCCAUCCCCUUUCCAGCAACCCCUCAGCUGCAACUCAGUUGGUGGCUCACUGGCAAGGCAGCAUUCUUCUCUCCAGCACUGGUGCAGCCAGACCCCAGACUGCAGCUCAGAUUCAGAAGACACUGAGAGCUCCUGCCACGAGAAGGUAAGACCUUCUACUGCUCCUCACUUCUCUGAAUCUGAAAAGAAUUCACUAAUGAAAUCUGUAAUUGUGCCUGAGCUAGCUACUGUCUUAAAGGAUGCUUUGACAGCAGCCAGACAAAGUAUAACAUCUGUGGCACAGGUUAGGUCCCAUUCAGUAAAGCAUCCCAGGAUACCAAUUACAGAAGUUCCAGUGGCUCCUUUAGAAGCAUCUGGGAGCAGUUCCCAGACUUUUGAGUCUGACCAUAUGGACAGCUUAAAAGAUCAAACAGCUUUUGGGAAGGAGAAACCUGAGCCUGACGAGGCCUUCUUGGAGUUUGAGUCAACCCCUGAAGAUGGGGAGGUGGCAUCUGAGUCCCCUACAGAAGAUAAAGAAGGACCAGAUCCUCUGCGUAAAUUUGACAUGGAGAAUCAGAAUUAUCUGUUCAAACACAUAAAGAGGGUGUUAAUGCUAAAAUCUUCCAAAUCUGAGUGUGCUUCAGAAGAACUGCUUAUCCCCUCUGAAGAAGGCAAGGUAGAUAAUGCACUUCCUAUCCAUUCAGCUGUGGAAGAUCUUGUCUGCAGGAUUUGGGGUAAUCCUGAGGCCAAGCAUGAAGCCCCAGCAGUACUUCAUAAACUCUAUCCUUUUCCAGGGGAUAAAGCUGCUUUGUGGGGGACCUUGCCUGAGGUAGACAGAGCAUUGGUUACUGGUGAUUCUGUACUGUCAGUGCCUGAUAAUAGAGAUGCACUCCCUAAAGAUCCUACUGACAAAAAGAUUGAGGAAGCAAUUAAAAGAUCUUUCAAGCUAGUUGCAGCUCAGCUUGGAGUAUCUAUCUACUGCACUUAUGCUUCUAAGGCUUUACUUAUAUGGUUGGAGGAAGAACGAGCCAGAUUCAAAAAGAAACGGUUCCCAUCUGCUACCAUGCAGAGGAAACGCAGGCUAUGUAAAAUUGCAGCUAAUUUUAUCCAUGAUGCAGCUGAGGAUUCUCUUAGACUCACUGUUAAAAAUAUGGCAUGCCUCACUGUAGCCUGGAGAGCUAUAUGGCUGCGUCCUUGGACCUCAUUGCUAGAUCUAAAAUGUAAACUGCUGUCUUUGCCAUACACAGGGGGCAAGCUAUUUGGUGAAUCCUUAGUCCAGAUCAUGAAGGAUUUCUCAGAACACAAAUACUCCUUGCAUCAGAUGAAAAAAAAGAGCUCUGUUGGAAGCUGUUCCUUUUCUUAUCCUCACAAGUGUCUGAGCUCCUUGCGUUCUCCUUCAAAGUUCAAAGGAGGGAAGGGAAAGUAUAAAAUCUCACAGUCAUUCCACGCCAAGUACAAAAAGACAUCUCACUCUCAGAGAGACACCAGACCAUCAAGAGGAACUUUCUAAGAACAUAGACAUGCUUCCUUCUUUCUCAGGAACUGAGAAGAGUGAAAGAUGGAAAUGUUUCAAUAUUUCUGGACAAGUAAGCCCAGUCCUCAGAAAAUUAGUUGUUUCAAAAUAAAAUUUAAACUAUUAAGUUGCUUAGAUCUUAAUGAAUAAUUAAUACGUUCUAGAGAAAUGACAGCUCUUAAUUUUAGGGGAGGUUUUUUCACAUUCCAUGAAUGGUGGUCUUGGAAUGGCUUGGAUUUGUUCACAGUUUUGCACUCCUCAACUUCAUCUAAGAGCAUACCUUCUGCAGCCAACAUCAGAUUUUUCUGCCAUAUCAAACUGAAUAAGGAAAUAAUGGUUUAGGAAAUGCAGAUGUUUCAAGAACCAUGGAAUGAUUGUGUACACUAUGGUCCUGUGACUGGAUUCCUUCACUUUUACAUAAUAAGGGAAAACAGUGCCUCUGUAGCAAACUGCAAUGAGAUAGUACAUUGUGGACAGUCAAUUCUUACACCAAGCAUCUGCAAGAAACAGAAUAAGUAAGACAGAUGUAUAUUUAUUUAAAUUAAAAUAAAAGAUUAUCUAGAGCUCCUGUUCAGGUGUAUGCAUCAGCCUAAUUUCCCUCCUGGUCCCUAAAUUGAGAGAAAUUAAGAAGUUAUAACAGCUACAGACCUAUGGGUUUAUAGGUAGGGAGAGACUGGAAGCUUGCAUUUUUUAGUUAACUACAAGGGGAGGACAAAAUUGCAGCAGUCUGCAGAAUGUUCUUAGGAAGACAAAACAGGACAAGGCAACUCCAAUAGUAGGACUGCUAGUGUGGUAACAAAGGAUGUUUGCACAUUUUGUUGAAUUAUUUUGCCUCUUUUCUUCAACAUUUUGACAUGCACAGUAUUUUUCCUAGAAAUUCUUGGAGAUGCUACAAGAGACUUUCUGGCAGAGAGUUUUGAGAUUGCUAGAUAAUGUAUUACUCUUCCUUCAUGUUCUGGGUUGAUUUACAAUGAGAAUAUGGUUUGUAACUGCAACUAUUUUUUUUCUCUUGUACUUAAGUUUUAGUGCAACUUGGGUGUGUUUCCAAAGGGACCUAGCCAUGAUUUGUGCCUCAGCACUGUAAUUCUAAGCUUGGUCCCUUCUAGCACAAGAGAUUAUCUCAGCGGGCUGCCUGAAAAACCUAAUAGUCCAAUUGGAUUUGGCACUAGUCUUGCUGUGUUCUAAAUUACACACAUGUGCUUUCUUUGACAGUUCUUAUUUUAAUUAUUGAGUAUCUGUGUGAUUGCUUUUUAAAUCAGUACUUGAUUUCCCUUCAUAUAAUUUUCUACCAGAAAUAGAAAGGGUGGAAAGUUGUUUAAAUUUCUCUCAAGCAGAUUUUUCUUUAAAAUUUUCACAAGGAGCAAGUCAGGUUCUUUGACUAACAACAAUUUUUUCAACACAUUGCCAUCUAAACUAGAGCUUAACCUCCCAGUUUUUCCAGCUUCUACCAGGAUUGAAGAGUGAGUAUUACAGAGAUGUUAAAGAAAAACUACUCAGAAGACUAAUAUAGAUGUGCUUAAGUCUUAGCUAAAUAAGAAAUAGUAAAAUGGUUUGAUGUCUGGAUUGAUACAUGUGCAUAAGUGUAUAGGGCAAGCAUUUGUCACCUGCACAGUCCUAACAAGUUAGAAGUGUGAGCAGAAACCUGUAAGGUGUUAGGGCAGAGAUUGCCCUGGAGGGUGCAGGGAAGCCCUAGUGAAAGGUACUUCUGUGGCUUUACAUGACUGCUUAUACUGAAACAUUUCUGGACUAUUGACCUGAGGGCACAGAAGAAGGAAUUUACUGCCAACAGUUUUCAUCUUCUGCAUCCUCUUUCUGCCUCCCAUAGCUCAGGAUGUUUUACCCAUUUUGUUUGGUUUAUGUUGCCUUUCAUAUGACAGUUAUGUUAUAAGGAAAAGUAGUAUAUUGCUAACUGUAUAUUGAGUCUUUUUGCAUGUCCAUGAAUGUGGCAAAGUUUAGUGGGAACUAGUUGCCUGCUGGACUGCAGAGGCAUCGUAAAACUGUCUUCCCCAUUCUGACUGGUUGCUGCAUGUACCCAUAUCUAAGGAAGAAAAAUUGAAAAGUUGAAAGAAGAAAGGAGAUUUCAAGGUACAUAUUUCUCUCGAUAACUGAUGAGCUUGUGAAAUGGAAGUACUUUUUUAAAAAAAUAAAUUUGUACUUUGCACUUAUAUUAUUGUUACCUUUGUACUUCUUAUCUCUCUUAACAAUUAGCUGCAAGUCUGAUAUUGUUCAUUACACUAAGAAGAAAAAGAAACAUGUAU
Neopelma chrysocephalum (saffron-crested tyrant-manakin) is the source of this 8299-nucleotide messenger RNA. It is a transcript of the gene NRCAM, whose product is annotated as neuronal cell adhesion molecule. The transcript has 34 exons. Gene Ontology annotation, biological process: brain development; cell-cell adhesion. NCBI's taxonomy places the organism in Eukaryota, Metazoa, Chordata, Aves, Passeriformes, Pipridae. Gene Ontology annotation, molecular function: cell-cell adhesion mediator activity. The record is from RefSeq and is a predicted model, not a curated record. Bases 456 to 6038 code for a protein of 1860 amino acids.